This is a messenger RNA of Cariama cristata (Red-legged seriema), 960 nucleotides long. It is a transcript of the gene FGFR1OP2, whose product is annotated as FGFR1 oncogene partner 2. Gene Ontology annotation, biological process: response to wounding. The record is from RefSeq and is a predicted model, not a curated record. NCBI's taxonomy places the organism in Eukaryota, Metazoa, Chordata, Aves, Cariamiformes, Cariamidae. The transcript is spliced from 5 exons. The coding region runs from base 1 to 648 and encodes 215 amino acids.
AUGAGUUGCACAAUUGAAAAAGCCUUAGCAGAUGCCAAAGCACUGGUGGAACGGCUAAGGGAACAUGACAACGCAGCAGAAGCUCUUAUUGAACAGACUACAGCUCUUAACAAGCGGGUUGAAGCAAUGAAGCAGUACCAAGAAGAAAUUCAAGAGCUCAAUGAAGUAGCAAGACAUCGCCCUCGGUCUACUUUAGUGAUGGGUAUCCAACAAGAAAACAGACAGAUUAGGGAAUUGCAACAGGAAAAUAAAGAACUACGCACAUCUCUUGAAGAACAUCAGUCUGCUUUGGAACUCAUAAUGAGCAAGUACAGAGAACAGAUGUUCAGGUUGCUUAUGGCAAGCAAAAAAGAUGAUCCAAGUAUAAUAAUGAAGUUAAAAGAACAACAUUCCAAGGAGCUGCAAGUGCACGUGGACCAAAUUACAGAAAUGGCAGCAGUAAUGAGAAAAGCCAUUGAAAUUGAUGAAAAGCACGGCUGUAAAGAGCAGGAACGUAUCAUUCAGCUUGAACAAGAAAACAAAGGCUUGAGAGAAAUUCUUCAAAUAACUAGAGAAUCAUUUCUGAACCUCAAGAAAGAAGAUGCAUCAGAGAGCACAUCUCUGUCAGGAUUAGUAACAACCAGUGAUUUGAGCCUGAGGAAAAGCUAAAGACUGGGGAAGUCAACACGCUUCAGUUGCACACUUUACAAACGGAGUAUCAGGGGUCACUUGUCAAGCACUUGUUACUGAAUAGGGCACCAGCAAGCUCAUGCAUCUUAAACUCCAGUUUAGUGGCUUUUAUACUGUGUAAAAUAAAUUAAAAUUGGUAUUCUACAAAAACCUUAGCGACAAAUUAAUUGCCAUAGAUCUAACUUCAGUAGGAAAUGGAUUAGUGCACUUGCUGAAUUGGAAAUUAUUUUUCUAUGAAGUCAUUUUACAGAUAAAAGACAAGAUUUCACAUAAUUUAUAUAAAUUAUUGCU